AUGCAUCUGUGCGUCCGCAUGCGGUGUGCUCUGAGGAGUCUCUUCAUUCUAAGCCUUUUUUUGGUACUUGCGACUGCGAAAGUUUUCGCGGAACGACUUAUGGCCGGGUGGGAUCCAUUCGCAGUGGCGGAAGAAGAGGGGUUAUUGAAACAAUUAAACAGCCUGCCGCAGUUUAACGCCAAAAGCUGGUUGAAGGAAGGUGCCUCUUCCCGUGGCGGCAAACCGACUGUUCCCGUCAAUACGCAGGUUGUUGUUAAUGUGCCGACAGCCACUGGGGAGCGACGAUUUGUGCUCUAUGUUCCCGAUUCUUACAUGCAAAACGGCAAUUCAACGGCCGCGCUUCAACUUUACUUUCAUGGCCUAAAUGACCAGUGCGACAGGUUUUUGAAUGCCAUAAAUGUCAUUGAGCACGCGAAGAAAACAGGAUUUGUACUGGCAAGUCUCUGCGGCUCCGAGGGAGCUAUCGGGACCGCGUGGAACGCCGGUACCUGCUGCGGCUUCUUCUCGGAGAAGCAACCCGACGACUUUGACUUUGCCGAGAAAGUUGUAGAGUCUGUUUCAUCCAGUUUGGGUGUUCAUUUCACAAGAGUGAUGGCUGUUGGCUUCAGCAAUG
Messenger RNA from Trypanosoma cruzi, 613 nucleotides. RefSeq lists its product as uncharacterized. The annotation marks the transcript as partial. The record is from RefSeq and is a predicted model, not a curated record. NCBI's taxonomy places the organism in Eukaryota, Euglenozoa, Kinetoplastea, Trypanosomatida, Trypanosomatidae. The transcript has a single exon.